UAUUCACUUUGACUUUGGUUGAACUGCAAGACAGGUGUCGUUACAACAUGGAGUAUCGGGUGUCUGCAGUAAUCAUCACAUUCCUUUUCAUUACUUUAUCCAUGCUCAGAGGUACUCACAGCCUGAUGGUAUACCAAACCUUAACAGUUACUGGUGAAGAAGGAGACACUGUCAUAAUGAACUGCACCAUGUCCCAUAACACUUCAGGACCUGUUCGAUGGUACAAGGAAGAGAAUCUGCAGAAGGUCCUAUACUCAGAGCUCAUAGAUGAAAAAUCAGAUACACGAGCCACUAGGAUAGUGCAUGACGAAAAAGAAAGAAACAAGGAUUUUUCUAUCACAUUUGAAAAUAUUACAUUGGAAGAUGCUGGGGUGUAUUACUGUGUGAAGUUUAAAUCAGACAAAGUAAAUGUGGCUACAACAGGAUCUGGAACCAGACUUUAUGUGAGUGGUGGUUAUAACCUGACAAUAUGCCAGACCCCAGCUGUUACUGGUGCAGAAGGAGACACUGUUAUAAUGCAGUGUGCUUUGUCAAAGGAUAUUCUAGGACCUGUUCGCUGGUACAAGGGUAACAAUCGGAAGAACCUUAUGCACUCAGAGCUCCCAAAUGAAAAAUCAGAUGCCCGAGUACGUAGCAAUGCAGUGAAGGACCCAACAAGCAACACUGUCUAUUCUAUCACUUUUACAAGUAUUUCUUUGAAAGAUGCUGGGAUAUAUUAUUGUGUGAAGUUUAAAUCAGACCAAAAAACUGAGGCUGCAUCAGGAUCAGGAACGCAACUUUACGUGAUCCGGGGUUAUAACCUGAUAGUACACCAGACCCUAUCUAUUACUGGUAUAGAAGGAGGCACGGUCAUAAUGCAGUGUACUUUGUCAAAAGAAACUAUAGGACCAGUUCGAUGGUACAAGGGUAGCAAUCUAAAGAUGCUCUUUUACUCACAGCUCUCAGACGGUACAUCAGAUGCACGAGUGAGUCAGGUUGUACAUGAAGGACCGUCAAGAAACACUGACCAUUCCAUUACAUUCACUGGUAUUACCUUGGAUGAUGCAGGGGUGUAUUAUUGUGUAAAGUUUAAAUCAGACGGUAAAACUGUGGCUACAACAGGAUCAGGAACCCGACUUUACAUAACUGGUUUCAUUCCAUCAUGAGAUAAAUACAGAGCUGUAAUUUGAGAAGAAAAUAAAAACCCAGUCUUGUUCUAUAAUGUUCUUGGUCAUAUUAUGCUUCAUAUAUGAUAUACAAUAUAUAUAUAUAAUUUUGUAAGCACGUGCUUCA
Protopterus annectens (West African lungfish) is the source of this 1272-nucleotide messenger RNA. RefSeq names its product signal-regulatory protein beta-2-like. Gene Ontology annotation, cellular component: plasma membrane. The coding region runs from base 48 to 1145 and encodes 365 amino acids. Lineage: Eukaryota; Metazoa; Chordata; Ceratodontiformes; Protopteridae. The record is from RefSeq and is a predicted model, not a curated record. The transcript is spliced from 5 exons.